GACCGGUGCAAAGUUUCAACUAAAUAAAAGUCAAAGAAAUCAAAGUUUUACUACAGAAACAGAUUUUAAAUUGUAACAUUAUGCUACAAAGCAAAAUUUUAGUGGGCAGAAAUUACUUCCAAGCAUCAUGCCUUAAACAAAGAAAGAAAUUGUGUAAAGAUAUAGUUAAAAGGAUUCCACAGGCAAAUCACUACAGUACCUUGUCAGAUCCGGACUUUCUUCACGAAAGUAUUGUACCAACAGAACAUUUCCAAAAAAGUUUGCCUCGCCUCCCAAUUCCACCAUUAGAGAAAACAUGUGAAAGAUAUCUUACAGCACAGGAGGUUAUACUUACUUCAGAGGAGCUUGAGAAGACAGCCGUUAUUACAAAUUACUUUAAAAACCAUGAUGGACAAGAACUGAACAACAUUUUGAUUGCUGAAGACAAGAAAAACAAACAUACCAGUUAUGUGACAGAAGCAUGGUUUGAUAUGUACCUGAAAGCCAGAGAAUCGGUAGUACUGAACUAUAAUCCAUUUAUAGUGUUCCGUAAUGAUCCUAAACCAGAAUAUCAAAAUCAGCUGCUUAGAGCCACAAACAUGUUAGUGUCAUCCAUGAAAUAUCUGAAGACAUAUAGAGCAAAGGUCUUAGAACCGGAAGUUUUCCAUCUGAAUCCUAUUAAAAGUGAUACUUUGAAAUUUAGAAACUUUGUAAGAUGGUUACCGGAGUCUAUUUCCUGGUAUGGUGCUUACUGGUACAAAGCAUUUCCUUUAGAUAUGAGUCAAUAUUUUAGAUUAUUCAACUCUACACGAAUACCAAAGCAUGGUAAAGAUGAACUAUUUACAGAUGAAACAGCUAAACAUAUUCUCGUGAUGAGAAAUGGAAAUUAUUAUAUCUUUGAUGUUUUUGAUAGAGAUGGAAUGGUUUUAGCACCUGAUGUUAUCAUGGCCCAUCUGAAUUAUAUUCUACAAGACAGUCGACCAGCUCCUGAAUAUCCUGUGGGAGUCCUGACUUCUGAAAACCGUGAUACAUGGGCUACAAUUAGACAACAGCUCUUAAAUUCAGGCAAUGAAAAUACCCUACAACUGAUAGACAGUGCAGUUUUUGUGUUGACAUUAGAUGAUUGUGCUCCUAAAGAUCCAAAUGAUAUCACUAAAAACUUUUUACAUGGAGAUGGAAAAAACAGAUGGUUUGACAAGAGUUUUUCAUUGAUAUUUGAUAAGGAAGGUGUUGCUUGUGCGCACUUUGAACAUUCAUGGGGAGAUGGUGUGGCAGUAGUUCGAUAUAUUAAUGAAAUAUACAAAGAUUCAACAGAGAAUCCUAAAGUGCAUCCUGACACUAAGCCAGCAAAUGUUGAUUCUUCUAAAAUUGUACAGUGCUUAGAUUUCACACUGGAUAAUAAUGUGAAAGGAGAUAUAAAAACAGCCAAGAUCAAUUUUGAUAAACAUGUUGGUGCAUUAGAUCAGCAUCACUUGGAGUAUUUUAAAAUAACAAAGAAGACAGCUAAAGAAUUUCGCAUGAGUCCUGAUUCUCUGAUGCAGUUAGCUAUACAGAUGGCCUACUACAAACAAAAUGGUAAAUUUGUUGCUACAUAUGAAUCUUGCAGUACAGCAGCAUUUAAGCAUGGCCGAACUGAAACAAUGAGACCUGCCACCAUGUUAACUAAACAAGCUUGUGAGAUGAUAUGUAAACAAAAUAUCACAGCAAGUCAAUUAGAAUUAGGAAAAGCGCUAAUGAAUUGUUCUGAUCUUCACAACAAGCUAACCAAGGAUGCAGCAAUGGGUAAUGGCUUUGAUCGACAUCUGUUUGCUUUAAGGAAUCUAGCUGAAAAAAAUGGCAUGAAAACAGAAAUGUUUUCAGAUCCAAAUUACGCAAAGAUCAACCAUAUAAUCCUGUCAACUUCUACUGUAGCUAGUCCCUCUAUCAAUAUAGGAGGCUUUGCUCCUGUUGUUAGAGAUGGCUAUGGAGUAGGUUAUUCAAUAGAAGACAACAGAAUAGGAUUCAAUGUCACUAGUUAUCCUCCUGCCACAAAUGUACGAGAAUUUAUACAGUGUCUUAAUGAUAGUUUAGACGACAUCUAUGAAAUAUUCCAUGGAAGAAUUCCAAGACAAUCAGCAAAGUGAAAGUGGAGAUGAUGGGAUCAAUUUAUAUUCAUCGAGAAAAUACUUUAUAAUCAGCAUCUAAAGGGACCAUGUUUUUAUUUCAGUAUCCCAUAGAUACAGAGAGAAGCUAUUUAUUGUAUACAUAUUUAUUUGAUAUAUGCAGUAAAUUCUUCUCGGCUCUUUAGUUUUUUCAUUCAAGUUAUGUUUAAUUGAAGAUCAAACUUUGAACAAAUAUUUAUUAUUGUGCAAUGAUACAGAUUUAUAUUGUUAUUUGAUACCACAAUCAUUGAAAAUUGUAGUAAAAUAAACCUCUGAAGACAGCAUUAUUAAUUUGGUGGAUUUGCCCUCAUUUAUACUGUCAAAAAAUUUAUUGUAAAUUCAGAAAUUAAAGCGAGGUUUUUAUAAAUGCCAUAAUGCGACUCCUUAAGUAUCUCAGUAAUAAGAACUCGCAUUCUGAUAUAUGAUAUAUAUACUGAUAUAUAUAUAUGUAUGAAGCUUUUCCUAAAAUCGCAAUGAUUAAACUCGCAUUUUUGUUAAUUCUUCAAAAAUGGCAAUAAUAAAUGCACACAAUAAUUUCUGAAUUUACAGUAAUAGGUGUUAAAAGUAGAGAUGACAAUAGCAUUAUAAAAAUUUGGUGGUUGACUACAAUAUUUUAGUGCUUCAUGCUUGCUAAGCAAGAAAAGUAAUAACUUUUAUGAUUAAUCUUUAUGAUAGCAAAUCCCUUUCAAAGUAAACUCAACUUUUUUUAUAAGUGACUUAUAAUUAUCCCCUCGGUACAAGGUUCUUUCAACAUGAUAAUUUCUCAUACUUAUAUUAAAACAGAAUCAUCCCAAGAAUCUGUUUGUUAUAUCAUGUAAUAGAAGAAAUAUUAAUGUUACUUAAUUAAUCAGAAUAUUUAUUGUUAAGCUGAGACAAGACUGAAGUAAACACCAUUUUUUUUAUUAAAGUACUUCCUGUAUGUUUUCAAAAUUUAACUCCUUUUUUUAUGCCCCCGCCCAUGCAGAGGGGGCAUUAAGUGUUCCCCUUGUCUGUUCGUACGUACAUCCCAAAAUUAGUUUCUGUUCUCUAACUUGAGUUUGCCUCCACCUAAUGUUAUUAAACUUAUACACAAUGAUUAUUACCACAAAACACAGAUCAAGUUUGAGUUUGGGUGGCGUCACUUUUACUGUUCUAGGUUGCAAUUCUGUAAAUAUAGACAAUGCAAUUUCCCAUAAGAACUCCCUUUGCGGCUAAAACUGUGACACUUUUACUAUGAAGUUUCGUGAAAAAUAAUAUCCUAGAACGGAAAGUUUAUAUGCACUACUAUUUUAUUCAAAGGUCAAAAUAUAGGGCUGUGCAGCAUAUUUUCAACAUUUAUAUGCCCUGAACUUCUAAGAGUUUAAACUUAUACUAAAAUUCUAUACUACCCUUACCUCCAUUUUUGGACCUCCUAAGAAUUAAAAUUUAGGCGCUACCAUGUUCUUCUAUACUGGAUACAUUCCCAAGUGAUGUCUCUAUGAAAUGAAACACAGAGAUCAUAAAUGGGAACCAGUACGUUAACAAAUUAACAUAUCUAUGAAUAUUAUAUAUCUCCCCAAAAGAGGCGUGGUUUGAGAAACAGCUGUAUUUACAAAGUGCAACCUCUAGAGUUAUGACGCUUUACAAAUGGAAAAAUUGCUGAAUUUUUUGUUUCUGUUCUCUAACUUAAGUUUGUCUCAACCAAAUGAUAUGAAACUUAUACACAAUGCUUAUUACCAUAAAACACAGAUAAAGUUUGUAUUUGAGUGGCAUCACUUUUACAGUUCUCUAUAGUCAUGGCCCUUUAUAACGUUAUAUGCAAGUGGGGGCCUCAUCUGUGUUCCAUGGACAUUGUCCAUUUAUUUAACUUUCAUCCGCUGGAUAAACAAGAUUUAAAGACUGGAUAACUUUAUCUUAUGGACCACUAAGCUCUUUUAAAAAAUAUUUUGUAACUGUUUUUAUAUCAAAUCAAGAUAGUAUAUAAUUUGUUUUUACAAGGAUUAUCAGCUUGCAUUAUCAGAAAGCCUUGAAAAUUAUUAUGCAGUUAUUUUUACUUUUUAUUUUGGCAGUUUACCUCAGUUCAAUGAAUGAAAAUGUGUUUUAUUAUAAUCAGAUUAGGAAGGUUUUUUAACAGGCAUAAAUGUUAUUAAAGACUCUUUACUAGACAAACUAACCAUUUUGAUAGUCAGAAGUAACCAAAUUUUAUAAACUUAAAAAACGACAACAUACAAAUGAGUUUGAUCAGACUAUAUCCACCUAAUGGCGCUUCAAAGGCAUUACAAAUGAUGAAGCAGUGGGUAUGCAUAGAAAUUUUGUUGUGUAAUACUGACGGAUAUCUAUUAAGCAUGAUUGUAUAAUACUACCAGGGAUACCUGUAAUAUUUACUGAGUUUUUCUUAUGUCACUAACCUUAAUACCUAGACAUGCUCUAGUAACUUAUGAUAAACAGUAUCUAUUUUGAUGAAUUUCUGGUGUGUUUAAUUAAACUCUUAUCAGGAUAUUACAAGAAGUAUUUUCUAAGUGAUAGAAUUUGCUUCCAAGGAUCAAUGACUUUAAGACUUUAUUCUUGAUAACAUUUACUUUAAACCAACUUAUUGCUAAGGAGACUUUUUUAGGAUUCAUUAACCUUUACUGCAGGAUUUAUUUAAGUGAAGAUCCAAGUUUGGCAUUUUCCAUUUAAUACUGCCAUAAUGUUUGCUGACUGAUUUCCUGAAAGUUAAGUUACUGGUAGUUUAAAGUAAUCCAAUUGCAUUUUUAGUGCCAAAAAGAUAAAAACUCAUACCAGUAUUGAAUUGAACAUUUGCUACCGCAAAAAUUGUUUUUAGGUGACAAAUAAUUGUAAAAUUUUUCUGACUUGCUUCUCUUAUUGCCUCCUAAAAAUACUUAUUAUUGAAUUUUGAGUUUCUCUUGCCUUUAAGGUAUUUGAAGUGUAUUAGAUGUGGAAAAUUUGUAUUGUUAAACAGAAUGUGUUAUAUUUUUUUUUUUACUUUUUUGAUAUGAAUUAAAUUUAUAUAUACACCAUAA
This is a messenger RNA of Mytilus californianus (California mussel), 5101 nucleotides long. RefSeq names its product carnitine O-palmitoyltransferase 2, mitochondrial-like. Gene Ontology annotation, cellular component: mitochondrion. The transcript is spliced from 15 exons. Lineage: Eukaryota; Metazoa; Mollusca; Bivalvia; Mytilida; Mytilidae. Gene Ontology annotation, molecular function: carnitine O-palmitoyltransferase activity. Bases 81 to 2102 code for a protein of 673 amino acids. The record is from RefSeq and is a predicted model, not a curated record. Gene Ontology annotation, biological process: fatty acid beta-oxidation.